Crotalus tigris (Tiger rattlesnake) is the source of this 1178-nucleotide messenger RNA. Its product is annotated as zinc finger protein 436-like. Gene Ontology annotation, molecular function: DNA-binding transcription factor activity, RNA polymerase II-specific; RNA polymerase II cis-regulatory region sequence-specific DNA binding. The record is from RefSeq and is a predicted model, not a curated record. The transcript has a single exon. Bases 134 to 847 code for a protein of 237 amino acids. Lineage: Eukaryota; Metazoa; Chordata; Lepidosauria; Squamata; Viperidae. Gene Ontology annotation, biological process: regulation of transcription by RNA polymerase II.
UUUCCCAUUCUCUUCCUUUCCUUCCCCUUUCCCUUCCCUUUCCCUUUCCCUCCCCUUUCCCUUUCUUCCCCUUCCCUUCCCUUCUUUUUUCCCAGGUGAUUGGCAGGACACUGAAAGUUACGGAGAGUCCCCUAUGGAGUCCUCAGAAACAACCAGCCCUGAAGCAGGAAAAGAGACCUUCCAGAAUGAAAAAGAGCCUCCCAAACCAUCCAAGAGCGAGAAGUGCUCUUCCCCUUUUCGGGAUGCCGACAUCCACGAUCUCCUGGUCCCGCAAGAGGGUCGCCAAGGGAAGUGGAGGAUCAAGUGUCCCGUGUGUGGGAAGAUGUGCAAAUAUAAAUCAGACUUCAACCGGCACCGCGUGACCCACACGGGGGAGAAGCCGUAUCGAUGUACGGAGUGCGGCAAGAGCUUCAGCGACAGUGGCACGCUGACCGCGCAUCAGAGAACCCACACGGGGGAGAAGCCGUACGAGUGUAGCGAGUGCGGGAUACGCUUCAAUCGUAGCGGGAGCCUCAAGCGGCACCAGAGGACCCACACGGGGGAGAAACCCUAUCAAUGCCUGGAGUGCGGGAAAUGUUUCAGCCUGAAAUCCAUCUUGACCACACACCAGAGGACCCACACGGGGGAGAAGCCCUUCAAGUGCAUGAACUGCGGAAGGAGCUACAGUCGUAAAGGCAGCCUGGAUAGGCACCAACGGGAUCACCCGGGGGAGCAAGCCUACAUCUGCGCGGAGUGCGGGAAAAGCUUCGUGGUCAGCGAUAACCUUCCCGCCUACCGAAAUCACGACGCGGGGGACCAGCCGUAUAAAUGCAUUGAUUGCGAAAGCCGAGUCAUCAAUUUGGUCUAGCCUUCACAUCAGAGCCUGCUCUGAGGGGAAGCCCUGUGAAAAGAGGAGACACCUAACCUUGUUUGGGAAGCCAAAACGACCCACCACGCCCCCCACCCCCACCCCAAGAAGGGCAAAGCUUUAAAUGUUUGUAUAUUGAGAAGAGUUUGGGGUGUGAAUGGCAAACGGCCUUUGCAUCGAAGGGGUCACACAAGCAAGGGGUCCAAUAAGGAGGGCUGUGAAAUUGAAAGCAGGGAGAAAAUUAAAGAGAGAGAGAGAGAGUCAGUCUGUGGAGAAAUUCAUGAGAGAGAGAGAGAGAGAGAGAGAGAGAGAGUCUGUGGAGAAAUUCAUG